Messenger RNA from Linum trigynum, 2278 nucleotides. The record is from the annotation of a GenBank genome assembly. NCBI's taxonomy places the organism in Eukaryota, Viridiplantae, Streptophyta, Magnoliopsida, Malpighiales, Linaceae.
GAACCGAAAAAAAAACAUUUUCAGUUUACCGCACAAUCAUUGCCUAGAGCAAGGAGCUCCCCGCUUGACUUCACUCAGCAUUGAGUUGCUGGUUCGCGAGAGCUUAAUUUGACUCUUUUUGGGGGUAAUGCGUCGUUCUCGCGGGAAUUUCCAAUCUGCUGAUGAAGACCCCACCAGAGGUUUGCCUCUACUCCUUCUCCGCUGCAAAUUUAUCUGGGAAAUUGCUUCCCCUUUCCUGCCUGCUUCAAUUUUUGUACUCAAAGGUUUGAGCUUUGCUUCGGGGUUCAACCCUGGUGCCAACAAUCAUACAGAAAAUGUUUGGCCUUUGCUUUCGUUCUGAUUCGGUGUGGAAAUGCAAUUGUAGCUUCAAAUGAUUUAGUUGGAAGGAGUAGGGAAUUCGUGAAAUGGGUUUGUGUGUAAUUGUGGAAGUUGAAGCUGAUGUAAUGAACUUGCUUGACUAUUGUUGCAAUGUAACUGCACCUACCUUGCUUCUAUGUUGAACUUGUUAGACUUGGCUUUCGUUUGCUCAACUGUGAAUUUGUGAUGUAUUAAGGGUCUCCAUUUGGUUUUCUGUUCUUCCCCUUUAUUCAUUAUGGGAAAAUAUGUGGUCUUUUACCUUAAUGCGUCGCCUCUUGAGUUUUCAUCUUAGCUUGCCCCAUACGAAAAUUCUUAUCUUUCAAUUGCAAACUAAUGUCCAGAUGGUCAUAUCGAAAGCUUGUUUCCUGUCCAACCAUUCAGCUGAAAGUGUUUCCUAGAAUCCCAUCUAUAAUCCUUCCCCCGCCAACCUCCCAUCGUUAUUUCUCCAAUUCUCAGUUGGAGCUCAAGGGCUCAAAUGAGGAAAAUGAAUGGGAAAGAUUGCUUAAACCAUUUGACCUCAAAGAGCUUCGAAGGACACUCAGUCAUAGAAUCACCCCUUUUCAGCUCUGCAAGCUGCUUCAUUUGCCUCUCGAUGUCUCCAUUUCCAUGGAGCUUUUCAACCGGGUGGGUGCUCAGAAGGGCUACAUGCACACAUUCGAUGUAUACUAUGCUUUAAUUGAUAAGCUUGGUGGUUCGAAUGACUUCAAAUCUAUAGACAAGUUGUUGGUCCAGAUGAAGGAGGAAGGGAUUGUCUUCAAGGAGUCUUUGUGCAAAUGUGAGAAUAUGUCUGAAGCUAUGCAAAUUUUUGGUGAAAUGUCGAGCAAAGGAUGCAAGCCUGACAUAUUUACAUUCAACACUCUAAUCCUUGGUCUUUGCAAGGCCAAUAUUAUGGAGGAUUCCAUGAGACUCUUUCAUGAUAUGGUGUUAGAAGGUGUGAUUGCAGAUAGUGUUACUUACAAUACUCUAAUUCACGCUUUCCUAAGGCGAAAUGAUAUCCAGGAAGCGAUCAAGCUUAUGAACGACAUGGUUUUUCGAGGGUGCGCUUUGAAUGAGACAACUUACAAUGGUUUAAUACGUGCACUAUGUACAGCUAGGGCGGUGGAGAAAGGGUUAGGCUUGUUUGAUGAAAUGAUCAGGAAGGGUUUGGUUCCCAGUAAUAUUUCAGUUAACAUAGUGAUCAAUGGCCUGUGCAGAGCUGGUCAGAUGAACAAUGCGAUGGAGCUUUUGCGAGACAUGAUUCAUCGAGGUAUCGAACCUGACAUCGUCACCUAUAACAGCCUGAUUAACGGUUUCUGCAAGAUGGGAUGUGUCGACGAGGCAUUGAAUAUUUUCCACAAACUGGUGGUUGAAGGCAUACAACCCGAUGCUGUGACUUAUAACACUUUGAUUUGCUGGCACUGCCGAAAAGGAAUGGUCGAUGAUGCUUAUUCACUUCUGGAUAGAGGUGUCAAGAAUAAGUUUAUACCAAAUCAAGUGACAUGGAACAUCUUAGUCCAUAAUAUUGUUAAGGAUGAAUCAUUCAUGGAUCGUGAUGCACCUUGAUUGCAUUGGGCUUGUAUAAACAAUGGUGAUAGUCUUCGGCUGCUGUAGAUGAAGAAAUGCAAUGCAGAAUGUUUCGGUGCACUUCUUGAUAGUCAUUGUCCUUCUGUUAUUCUUAGUUGCUAGUGGAAACAGGAUAAUAGCAGUAAUUUCGGUUAGGAAAGUAGCAGAAACUGGGGAGAGGCUUUUCACAAAUUCCAGCAGCUUUUGCUCUAACGACCUAGCUUACUGAGGGCAGGUUUGAACUUUGAUGUGAUCAUAUUUAAGCUAUCCUGAAACCCCUUUUUGAUGCUUUAUAGUAUCAGAGUUAUCGAUCUAGAACAUCCCUUUGUUUUGUGCAUAUGUAGGGUUCCCAUUUUUCAAAUCAAAGAGUUAAAACUUG